Molecule: messenger RNA, 369 nt
Organism: Xyrauchen texanus (razorback sucker)
Lineage: Eukaryota; Metazoa; Chordata; Actinopteri; Cypriniformes; Catostomidae
Product: LYR motif-containing protein 4-like
Exons: 3
Coding region: 18-293 (91 amino acids)
Biological process (GO): iron-sulfur cluster assembly
Cellular component (GO): L-cysteine desulfurase complex; mitochondrion
Source: RefSeq, a predicted model, not a curated record
CAAACAUUGUAUUCAUCAUGGCGUCGUGCAGCAGAGCCCAAGUGAUUUCUCUCUACAGGAUGCUUAUGAAAGAGAGUAAAAAAUUCCCCUCCUACAAUUAUAGGACAUACGCACUUCGCAGAGUGAAAGAUGGCUUCCGUGAGAAUCUUCAGGUUGACAACCCUAAAACACUUGAUAUGCUAAUAAAUCACGCUAGAGAAACUCUGGCAAUCAUCAAGAGACAGGCAACUAUUGGCCAGCUGUAUUCUGCGCAGAAGACCAUUGUUGAGAAGGAGCAUGAUUUACCUUUAUAGGAAUUGUCUUCGGCACCAAAAAACAGUGCCUAUAUAUAUAUAUAUAUAUAUAUAUAUAUAUAUAUAUAUAUAUAUA